CCGCUGGGCCACGCCCCCGCCGCGGGACGUCACGCGCGCGCCGCUCGGCGCCAGUCGGGUCUGCCCAGCUCGUGCGUCGGUGCUGCUCGCUCGGCCCCUCGGCUGCCCUGCUGCCUCUGUGCCUGGGAGCGGAGUGGCUGCAACCCCGGCGGCCUUGAGGAGGCCAGCUGCGCGAGGCCGAGGACGCGAGGGCGGGCGCACCGCUGUCUGCACAUCCUCGGCGCGGCGCAGGGGUUAAUGCUUCAUCUGGGGAGAUUUGUGCUUUUCUCCCGGGAAUUGCUUCAUCAUGCGAAAUCUAAAGUUACUUCAGACCCUGGAGUUCAGGGAUAUUCAAGCUCCAGGGAAACCUCAGUGCUUCUGUCUGCGACCUGAACUGGGGACAGUGCUGAUUGGGUCAGAACAUGGGCUGGUAGAGAUAGACCCUGUCACAAGAGAGGUGAAAAAUGAAAUUCCGUUGGUGGCAGAAGGCUUUCUCCCGGAGGAUAAAAGUGGCUGUAUCGUUGGGAUUCAGGACCUGCUGGAUCAGGAGUCGGUGUGUGUGGCCACCGCCUCUGGGGACGUCAUUCUGUGCAAUCUCAGCACACACCAGCUGGAAUGUGUUGGGAGUGUUGCCAGUGGCAUCUCUGUCAUGAGCUGGAGUCCUGACCAAGAGCUGGUGCUGCUUGCCACAGGUCAGCAGACCCUGAUUAUGAUGACAAAAGACUUUGAGCCAAUCCUGGAGCAGCAGAUCCACCAGGAUGAUUUUGGUGAAGGCAAGUUUGUCACUGUUGGAUGGGGCAAGAAGGAGACUCAGUUCCAAGGAUCUGAAGGCAGGCAAGCAGCCUUUCAGAUACAAAUGCCUGAGUCAGCUUUGCCCUGGGAUGACCGUAGACCACGGGUUACCUGGCGUGGGGAUGGACAGUUUUUUGCUGUGAGUGUUGUUUGCCCAGACACAGGGGCCCGGAAGGUUCGAGUGUGGAACCGAGAGUUUGCCUUGCAGUCCACCAGUGAGCCCGUGGCAGGACUAGGACCAUCCCUGGCUUGGAAACCCUCAGGCAGUUUGAUCGCAUCUACACAGGAUAAACCAAACCAACAGGAUGUUGUGUUUUUUGAGAAGAAUGGACUUCUUCAUGGACAGUUCACACUUCCUUUCAUCAAAGAUGAAGUUAAGGUGAAUGAGUUGCUCUGGAAUGCAGAUUCCUCUGUGCUUGCUGUUUGGCUGGAAGACCUUCCCAGGGAAGAAGAUUCUGUCCUGCGGACCUACAUUCAACUCUGGACCGUUGGAAACUAUCACUGGUACCUCAAGCAAAGUCUGCCCUUCAGCACCAGCGGGAAAAGCGGGAUUGUCUCUCUAAUGUGGGACCCAGUGACCCCAUACAAGCUGCAUGUCCUCCGUCAGGGCUGGCAUUACCUCUGCUAUGACUGGCACUGGACGACUGACCGGAGUUCAGGAGAUAACGCGAGUGACUUGGCAAAUGUGGCCGUCAUUGAUGGAUACAGGCUGUUGGUGACAGUCUUUCAGCAGACUGUGGUUCCACCUCCCAUGUACACAUACCGACUGUUGCUCCCACAUCCUGUGAAUCAAGUCUCGUUCUGUGCACUGCCCCAAAAGAGUAACGACCUCGCUGUCCUGGAUGCCAGUAACCAGAUUUCUGUAUAUAAAUGUGGUGAUAGUCCAAGUGUGGACCCCACAGUGAAACUGGGAGCUGUGGGUGGAAAUGGAUUUAAAGUCUGCCUUAGAAUACCUCAUCUGGAAAAAAGAUACAAAAUUGGGUUUGAGGAUAAUGAAGAUCAGGAAACAAACCCACUGAAGCUCAGCCUUCUCACCUGGAUUGAAGAAGACCUUUUCCUGGCCGUCUGCCACCGCCAGUGCAACCCGCAGCAGUCUGUCAUCCACCAUUUGCUUGUGGCCCCUUGUGAGGAGGGCGCAGAGGAAGGACGGCUCAGUGUCAGUGCGUCUGUUGCUGUGGACGGGGUCGUGAUCAGCAUGUGUUGCAGUUCCAGGACCAGAUCAGUAGCAGUGCAGCUGGCUGAUGGCCGGGUACUUCAGCACCUUUGGGAUUCACCUUCUCUUGCUGUUGAGCCAUGGAGGAACCCUGGUGGAUUUCCUGUUCGAUUUCCUUAUCCAUGCACACAGUGUGAACUGGCCAUGAUUGGAGGGGAGGAAUGCGUGCUUGGUCUGACUGACAGGUGUCGCUUUUUCAUCAAUGACAUUGAGGUUGCGUCAAACAUCACCUCCUUUGCGGUUUACGAUGAGUUUUUGUUGUUGACAACUCAUUCCCACACCUGCCAGUGUUAUUGCCUGAGGGAUGCCUCAAUUAAAACAUUACAGGCGGGUCUAAGUGGCAGCCUUGUAUCUAAUGGAGAGAUUCUGCGGAAGGUGGAAAGAGGUUCACGAAUUGUCACCGUUGUGCCCCAGGACACAAAGCUCAUAUUACAGAUGCCAAGGGGAAACUUAGAAGUUGUUCAUCAUCGAGCCCUGGUUCUAGCUCAGAUUCGCAAGUGGUUGGACAAACUUAUGUUUAAAGAAGCAUUUGAAUGUAUGAGAAAACUAAGAAUUAAUCUCAAUCUGAUUCAUGAUCAUAAUCCUGAGGUAUUUCUUCAAAAUGUGGAAACUUUCAUAAGACAGAUAGAUUGUGUCAAUCAUAUCAAUUUGUUUUUCACAGAAUUGAAGGAGGAAGACGUCACCAAGACCAUGUAUCCUCCGCCAGUUCCCAGCAGUGGCCAGCUGUCCAGAGAUCUUGGCGGGAAAAAGCUUGACCUUAUCUGCGAUGCCCUGAGGGCAGCUAUGGAGAGCAUAAAUCCUCACAAGUACUGCCUGCCAAUACUCACAUCCCAUGUGAAGAAAACCACUCCAGAGUUGGAGACCGUGCUACAGAAGGUACACGAGCUCCAAGCAAAUGCUCCAUCUGGCCCUGAUGCUGUGAGUGCUGAAGAGGCCCUGAAGUAUCUGCUGCUUCUGGUGGAUGUUAAUGAACUCUAUGAUCAGUCUCUGGGGACCUAUGACUUCGACCUGGUCCUCAUGGUGGCUGAGAAGUCCCAGAAGGAUCCAAAAGAAUAUCUUCCAUUUCUUAAUACACUUAAAAAAAUGGAAACUAAUUAUCAGCGGUUCACUAUAGACAAAUACUUGAAACGAUAUGAAAAAGCCAUUGGCCACCUCAGCAAAUGUGGUCCUGAGUACUUCCCAGAAUGCUUGAACUUGAUCAAAGAUAAAAAUUUGUAUAACGAGGCUCUGAAGUUAUAUCCACCAACCUCACAACAGUACAAGGAUAUCAGCAUUGCUUACGGAGAACACCUGAUGCGGGAACAGCAGUGUGAACCAGCGGGACUGGUGUUUGCUCGCUGCGGGGCCCAUGAGAAGGCCCUCUCAGCCUUCCUGACUUGCGGCAGCUGGCAGCAGGCCCUCUGCAUGGCCGGCCAGCUUAACAUGACCGAAGAUCAGCUGGCUGGCCUCAGCAGAACUCUGGCAGGAAAGCUAGUUGAGCAGAGGAAGCACAGUGAUGCAGCCCUUGUUCUGGAACAGUACGCCCAGGAUUAUGAAGAAGCGGUGCUCUUGCUGUUAGAAGGAGGCGCCUGGGAAGAAGCACUGAGGCUGGUAUACAAAUACAACAGGUUGGAUAUUAUAGAAACCAACAUAAAGCCUUCCAUUUUAGAAGCCCAGAAAAAUCACAUGGUAUUUCUGGACUCUCAGACGGCUAUGUUCAGCCGCCAUAAGGAACGUUUAUUGGUGGUCCGAGAGCUCAAGGCACAAGCACAGCAGACGAAUCUGGAUGAGGAGAUGCCCCAUGGUCAAGAGGGAGACUUCUUCUCUGAAACCAACAGUGUUGUGACCAGCAGUGAGAUGAGUGGCAAAUAUUCCCAUAGCAACUCAAGGAUAUCUGCGCGAUCAUCCAAGAACCGACGCAAAGCAGAGCGGAAGAAGCACAGCCUCAAAGAAGGGAGUCCGCUGGAGGAUGUGGCCCUGUUGGAGGCCCUGAGUGAAGUGGUCCAGAGCAUCGACAAGUUAAAAGAUGAAGUACACUGUAUUUUGAAGGUACUCUUUCUCUUCGAGUUUGAUGAGCAAGGAACGGAGUUACAAAAGACCUUUGAAAGCACUCUGCAGCUGGUGGAAAAAUCGCUUCCAGAAAUCUGGACUCUCCCCUGCCAGCAGAAUUCAGCUGCACCUAUUCUAGGUCCCAAUUCUACUGUAAAUAGCAUCAUGGCCUCUUAUCAACAACAGAAGACUUUUGUUCCUGUUCUCGAUGCUGAAUUUUUAACGCCACCACGGAUCAACAGAAAAACCCAGUGGAAACUAAGCCUGCUAGAGUGACUGUGAGGUUUGCCAGAGCCAGUGGGCCCUUGCACACCUGUAGUUCUAGCCCUUGCUGCGUGAGUGCUGGCUGUCCAGAAUGGGAUAAUGAUGCAUCGCUGAGGGUGCCUUGGGCAGCACACUUCAGCAGAUACCAACAAGUUCUGAUUUUCUUUUAUUUUGUGUAUAUCUUCAUUAUUAGCAAAACUGUGAGCUUUAACAGAGCAUAUUUUUUUUUAAAAAAUGCUGUCCUUCAGUGCAGUUUAAGAGCAUAUUUAUGGUAAUCAUGAGGUCGGGAUUUAUUAUCAACUUUAGGUCUGAUUCACAUUGAAACUUUGGACAAACCACAAAAUUAUUUUGUGCUUUAGUUUUUUUUAUCUAUUGAUUGGGAAUAAUGUUUUACGCUUCUACCUCAAGUAUGAAGAUAAGUAAAAUGUUUCUGAAUUGUUGCAUUACUGGAAGAAAACACUGUUUAUAAACAUCCUAUUAGCUACCAUUUAAAUAAUGUCUGCUUGCUUUAACUUAAAGCAGAGUAAGCAGCUGAAUGGAUGAGGUGAAGUUAGCCUUCCUCUGCUGACAGCUGUGUCUUGGACAUCUUACUCAGUCAUGUGUUUCUGGUUACAGUCAGACGGAGCCGCCCGUGCUUACUCUCUCCAUAGGGACAGUUUCGAUGCCUGAUUGCUUCCUGCUAGGGAACUGGCAGCAUUAGAGCCGGAACAGAUGAGGAGUUCCCAACCCUCGUCAUGCCUGUUUGGCCCAGCUGAACGGCAGGCAGUGUGUGGCAGAAACAGCAUGAAUUAGUGUUUGUUCUUCAAAUAUUGCUGCCUUUAAAAGAAAUGUUUCUGUCAGUGUCUAGGCCAUUUCAUUUAAUUUUCUUUAUGGUAGUUAGCCGACCUAUGUUUCAUUCAGUUUCUCAAAAAAUUUUCUCGUUAUUUUCUUGGGAAUAAAUUAAAACAUUUUCUCUUUAUGGUGA
Molecule: messenger RNA, 5240 nt
Organism: Ochotona princeps (American pika)
Lineage: Eukaryota; Metazoa; Chordata; Mammalia; Lagomorpha; Ochotonidae
Gene: ELP1
Product: elongator acetyltransferase complex subunit 1
Exons: 37
Coding region: 287-4288 (1333 amino acids)
Biological process (GO): tRNA wobble base 5-methoxycarbonylmethyl-2-thiouridinylation
Cellular component (GO): elongator holoenzyme complex; cytosol
Molecular function (GO): protein binding; tRNA binding
Source: RefSeq, a predicted model, not a curated record